AUAUUAUUUCACAUGCGCUACCAGACACAAGUGUGUAUGUGUUAGUGUGUGUGGUAACAACAGUUCCAUUGCAGGAAAUGGAGGGGUCUGACCAGCAGUGCUUAUGAACAGUGAACACCAACAAGAAUGGGGACUGGUACAAGACUUCUUCUUUUAAUUGCACUUGGCUCUGCUGCUGUUUCCAAUGUACUUCUCCAAAUGCACAAGCUUGAUAUUGUUGAUAAACCUGGAGCUGCUAAGCCUAUCAGUACAAACAAUACAGGGGUUCAGACAGCAGCGAAGACAGCCACCUAUGAAUUUAACAACAGAUCAAAUGACAUAUUCCUGUUCAAAGUAUCUGCUAUUGAUGAUGCAAAGGUUCAGGUUGUUAAAGGAAUAAAAUACAUCCUGGAAGUAAAGAUCACACGCACCGUGUGUCGCAAAACAGGAAACCCUGACCUGGAAAACUGUCAGUUUCAACCAGAUGGGAAACUAAAGCAGAUAUUCAAAUGCCAUUUUGAGGUCUGCUCCAUUCCUUGGUUGCACUGGAUGAAAACAACUGCUCUAAACUGUCAGUAAAUGGAUGCUCUGUGGAUAUGCCUGCCUUCAUGAAUAUCACUUGUAAACUGUUUUUUGUACAAGCAAUACUGUGACACUGUAAACCACUUAGCUUUCAGUAGUUUGCAAUUUUCACUGUUCAUUUGCCCACGCAAAACUCAAAACCAUCCUUUUUUUUUUUUUUUUUUUUUUUUUUUUUAUUUUACUGGCAAAUAUUUACUUUCUGAUGUCAGUGACUUUUCUAUUGUAGUUGCUAAAAUACAGUGCAUAUAUAGCCAUUGUCUGUGAAUCUGACUAUUAUAAAAUAAAACAUUUCCCACUGUUCUAAAAAUACAUUUAAUUCAAUUACACUUGAUGUUUUGUCAUUAGAACUGUGGGGGUUUAACUAAUUGGUCAAGUAUAGCUUGAGCUCAUUACAGGUACACUUUAAAAUGUAUUGCUCAGUAUUUAUCCAAAUGAAAAAGCAUCACAUCAGAUUAAUGGGUCUAACAUUAGAUGAUACAAAGGCUAGUUACAGAGACAUGUGGACAGUUAUGUUGGCAGGGGUGAUGCACAGUAUAUGUGCCAUACAGCAAAGGGGCAAAUAGCAACAGGAGACGAGGGAAUAACACAGUUGCCUCAUUAUGACAGCUCAUUACAUUUGCAAAAAGUCCUGUUCAAAUACAGUUUCAAAGCUGAACACAUACAAGACAAAAGGACAUUUGUCCAGCCAGAAGGAAUAGGCUCAGCAUUUGGUUUGGUCAAAAGGCUAAAGAACAAAUGGUCUAUCUGUGCUCUGGGCAGGCAAACAUUAAAAGAUUUCCACAGCAAAAAGCCAAGAGUAGGAGAUGGG
Molecule: messenger RNA, 1369 nt
Organism: Polyodon spathula (Mississippi paddlefish)
Lineage: Eukaryota; Metazoa; Chordata; Actinopteri; Acipenseriformes; Polyodontidae
Product: cystatin-F-like
Exons: 4
Coding region: 127-558 (143 amino acids)
Biological process (GO): positive regulation of myelination; immune response; negative regulation of microglial cell activation
Cellular component (GO): Golgi apparatus; late endosome; lysosome
Molecular function (GO): cysteine-type endopeptidase inhibitor activity
Source: RefSeq, a predicted model, not a curated record